UGCGUGAAGAGAAACGGCGAGCUCGUUUUAAUAACUCACUCACAAAUGCAGUAACUGGUCUGCAGGGCACCCCUCUUGAAACUCGUUUAGGUUUCCUCUCGCUGCGUGGCAUAGAAUUUUCGUCAUGUACGCUUCGUUACUACUGCUCUUAGUGUGGACACUCAUGCUGAGCCCUGGAACAGCCAUCAGCAGUGAAGAGUUUGGGCUGCAUUACGUCAAGGCUUAUUUUGAUGCCAUCGGUGUCGACUUCGAUGACUCCGCUUGCCGCCCUCAGUCGAGGUACAUUACGUCCACCGGUGGGACCAACAUGCCUUUCCAGGCUCAUCCAUUCUCCCAUGCUUUGGAGAACUAUACACAAGCGGCAGAAAAGGUCAUCGACUACAUGGCAAGCGGCGUGAAUGCCUUCAUAGAGAACGCUAACCAGUCCCGUGGACCCAUGAAGGAUCUGCAACUGUUUUUGGAGGUGACCCUGCAGGAUGUCAUCAACGAACCCAAGGUUAACGCAUGCGAGGGCACAUCCCUCUUCAAGCAUGUUGUGAUCGAACCCCAGAAAUACCCGACGGAAGAUGACUCCGAAGCGUUCGUCAACGCAGAGGCUGUGAAGGUGGAGACAAACGCCUUGACCUACGGCUACGUGUGUCCCUCCAUAAAUAUCCCAGCGGAGUCCCACGGAGGUAUUCCGAUAUGA
This is a messenger RNA of Ornithodoros turicata, 688 nucleotides long. RefSeq lists its product as uncharacterized. The record is from RefSeq and is a predicted model, not a curated record. Bases 125 to 688 code for a protein of 187 amino acids. NCBI's taxonomy places the organism in Eukaryota, Metazoa, Arthropoda, Arachnida, Ixodida, Argasidae. The transcript has 11 exons.